Molecule: messenger RNA, 2481 nt
Organism: Metopolophium dirhodum (rose-grain aphid)
Lineage: Eukaryota; Metazoa; Arthropoda; Insecta; Hemiptera; Aphididae
Product: ectonucleotide pyrophosphatase/phosphodiesterase family member 5-like
Exons: 6
Coding region: 316-1647 (443 amino acids)
Source: RefSeq, a predicted model, not a curated record
CGUCACGUUUGCAGUAUUUUACCGCGCACCGACCUCUACGCACGUCAGCAAAAUACGCGGCGGUCGAGAUUGCGAGUAAUAAACCGUGUGUCCGACGACGCAGACCUACGAUAUAAUUCCGACAGUGGCCGUUCGAUCCGAGAGCCGUCGUCCACCCUUCCGGUCCUGCCCGGUAUAACGUCCGGCCACAUCUACACCGGAAAUACGCAUCGAUCUAGAUUAUAUUAUAUAGGUACGGGCGCGUGAAUCGCGGAUCACCACCGAUUGGCGAUUUUUUUUCUCCGCUCGGCACUUAGUCUCCCGCGGCCGUUGGCCAUGUGCAGGCCGGCCAGUGCUGCGGCCGUGAAGUGCCUAGUCGCUGUCUUCGCGGCGGCGGCGGGGGUGGCAGCGGUCACGCAACACCCUGUGACGGUGGUCGUGUCGUUCGACGGUUUCCGACCCGAUUAUAUAAAGCCCAACGUGACGCCGUACAUAGCCCAGUUUCAGAAGGCGUCGGCCGCGCCACCGUACAUGCGGAGUACGUUCCCCACGAAGACGUUCGUCAACCACUUCACCAUGGCCACCGGAAUGUACUCCGAUAAGCACGGCGUGCUAGACAAUUACAUGUUCGAUAAGCACUACGAUACGAUGCACUACACGUACGAGCAGUUCCACUACGACGAUUCGGUGGUGCCCAUCUGGAUUCAUAACGAAAUCAAUGGAGAUGGACGAUAUAGCGGUGUGAUGAUGUGGCCAGGAUCUGAAUUUGCGUAUCAAAACAAAUAUCCUACUCAUAUUCAAAAAUACAACAGUUCAAUGCCUUGGACCGAUCGUAUAGACAAAAUCAUGUCAUGGAUUAAAGACGAAAAUAAACCGGCCAAUUUAGUGUAUGCGUAUUUUGAAGAACCAGACCACACUGCUCAUUUAAGAGGAACCGACUCACAAAAGACAAUAAAUCAAAUUGUGAGAGCAGAUGCCACUCUAAAGUAUAUACUCGAUCAAAUAAAACAUGAAAAACUAGUAAACAAAAUAAAUCUCAUUAUUCUCAGCGAUCACGGGAUGGAUACAGUUACGUAUAAUCGAAUGAUACACUUAGAUGAAUAUGUGUCCAAUACGACUUACAAAAGCAUUUUGUCAGGCCCUAAUGCGUUCAUACAUCCAAAUCCGAAUAAAUACGAUGAAGUUUAUAAAAAUCUUUCAAAAGUAGCCAAUACUUCCAGAACAUUUAAUGUAUUUAAACAAGAUCAAUUACCCGACCGUUGGCAUAUGAAAAAUAAUACUAGGUUGACCGAUAUUAUUUAUUUGUUGGCUAAACCUGAAUAUGCGUUUUGGGAUACAUAUUUUGAAUUUAUUUUAAACGGAACAACCAAGGAGAAAUUCAAAAUAGGGGCGCACGGGUACGACAACGCGGAACCGCAGAUGCGAGCCAUCUUCAUGGCUUCCGGACCGGCGUUCAAGAAGAACUACUCCGCUGUGCAGUUCGACAACGUGGACCUUUACCCGCUGAUCAGCCGGAUCGCAGGCCUAACAGAGCCGAGCCGACGGAUUGACGGGACGAUGAAGGGCGUUGAACAGCUGCUGUCCGUCGGCGCCGCCCCCACGUCCACGCCGCCCGUCAUAGGUAUAUUGUCAGCUUUGUUACUACACGUGAUCGCGCGGAGUCUGUGAACCCAAAAACCACCCGAAUACCCCCCCAGUCAGUGGUCGGACCAGAAAUUCGUCUUAACGCAAUAACAAUUAUAUUCCGAGGUCCUGAUUUUCGGGUGGGGAUGAAAGGGUGGUUGUCUCGUCUCGUCCGCGACACUUUUUCCAGUCCUGUCAACUAUAUUAUACAUAAAGAUAAAACUAUUUUGAUACUGUCGUUCGAUUCAUCCUUUUCAAUAAUAUUAUAUUAUCAAUUUAUUAUCAAAUAAAUAUUUAUACGAUUUAUGUAUUAUAACGAAUUCGGAAUUACAAACAUACAAAUUCAUCACGUGACCCUUACAUGUGCCUUGUCAAAAUAGUGUCUCAGGUGCGGUUUUGUUUAUUCUAACAAAAUUGUAAUACCUUAAGCGUAAACAUAUAUUUUUUAACUUAAUAGAUAUUAAAUUCAUACGCACCUUAUUUCGAAUUCGUGUAUAUCUCGUAUUAUCGUUUUUUCGUUUAGUCAUAGUACUUAGGUAUUACUUAUGUAGUAGGUUUAGUAAAAUAGGUUCAAUAAUAUGUAAGUAUGUUAGUUAUAUUUUUUUUUUUCAUUAUAUUAUUAUGAAAUAUUAGUUAUAAUAUUUCAAGAUUUGCAAAACGAAAUCUCUCAAUCAUAUUUGUAUUUUUACUUACUAAAGUUGUGUACCUAAUUAAACAAUGUAUCUUUGUUAUAAUGUAAAAGCAAAAAUAGUACAUAAUUUUUUUUAAUAAAAUUAAAAUAUAUAAAAUAAUAAACUUAUCUGCAUUAUAUUCGUCAUCUUUCAUAAUAUAUAUUUUUAUUUAUGCAACUAUGUUCUGCCAAAAAAAUACAUAUAACAU